AUGUUUUGUUUUUCAGUCUGGUGUGGGCUUCAUGCAGUAGCUGAUGUCCCACAAGAAGUUGAGGCAACAUGUAAUGAAGAUGCUUUUCUCCCUUGUAAGGUUUCCCAGGAUCUACAGCUCACAACCGGAACAGUCUCCUGGUAUAAGAUUGAUGAAAACAACAAAGGACUGAAGGAUGUGGAAUAUAAUAAAGAACAUUCACAUUCAAGAGGAUUUAACGACUCCUUAGAGAUUUCUAAUGGCACCUGGCAUUUUCUGAAGAUUAAACAUGCUACACACUUCAAUAGUGGAACUUAUAAAUGUAUCUUACAGGCACCAGUUAGAGAAUACAACCAAAGUACAAUUAUACUCAGAGUAAUAGGCUGUCCAGAGGAAUUGCAAAACCUGAAACUCAAAAAAUACACAACAGAACUUGUCCUGCUGAGCUCUAUUGGGAGCUUCUAUUUGUUACUUAUCAUCCUUACUUGUACAUGCAUAAAAGAGAGAAGAUCUGAUCAUCAUAGAUCUGAAAAGCAAACUCUACCUUUAUAGUACCGGUUGAAAGAAUGGUUUCUAUUACCCAAUAUUGAACCGCAUUGGUAAACACAAUCUUAUCAGUUAAUUUGGUGGUGCUAUCAAGGCUCUUUCCUGCUGAUUUGAUGGUGCUACAAGAAGCUCAUCAAUAGUACUAUCUCAUCAAAUAGAUAUUGUCACAAUACU
Protobothrops mucrosquamatus (brown spotted pit viper) is the source of this 699-nucleotide messenger RNA. RefSeq names its product CD83 molecule (gene CD83). The record is from RefSeq and is a predicted model, not a curated record. NCBI's taxonomy places the organism in Eukaryota, Metazoa, Chordata, Lepidosauria, Squamata, Viperidae. The transcript is spliced from 4 exons. Bases 1 to 531 code for a protein of 176 amino acids.